AUGAAUCUAGACACACCUAUAGAGACGGUGGUCCAGCAGCUUGCCAACGCUGUGGAUCUGACCAUGGACCCGUCUAUGUCACAAGAAAAACGUCACGAAGCCUACCGCUUGUGCGAUAGUUUUAAAAAUGAGUUUCCACUGUGCGUACAAUGUCAGUGCGCUUUGUAUUUCACUAGCGACGGCUCGCAGUACACCGAUAUUGUGCGACAUUUCGGCCUGCAACUCAUGGAACAUUGCAUUAAAUUUCGCUGGUAUCAAAUGGUACAGGAAGACAAAUUGCUCAUUUUUUCUACAAUAAUGAGCCUGGUUAAUUCUGCUUCACCAGCGCUACAGAUCAACUAUCUGAAAGAUGCUCUUGCCAGAGUUGUUGUGGAAAUGAUCAAAAGGGAAUGGCCACAACAUUGGCCUGGGAUGUUAAAUGAAUUAGAAUAUGCUACAACAUUGGGCUGUUGUCAAACAGAAACUGUUAUGCUAAUAUUUUUGAGGUUAAUUGAAGAUGUUGUCUUAUUGCAAACCGUUGACAAUGCGGCCAGGCGACGAGAUAUUAGUAAAGAAAUUCAAAUGAGUAUGUCUAAAAUUUUUCCAUUCUUUAUAAAUGUGAUUGAUAAUUAUUGUAGACAAUAUUUAGAAUUCUUAAGUAGAAAUGAACAAAAUGCGGCAAAUGCACUUGUCCGGGUAAUACAGCUUGCGUUGGCUAAUAUUGGAGAAUUAUUUGAGUUCAUUCAACUGUCACAUGUGAAUUUUAAAGAUUGUUACAUAAUCACUGUCUUAUGUUCUUUAUUAGACCAUUUUAAUUUUAGACAGUCUGCUGUUGAUUGUUUACUCAUAUUACUUUCAAGAAAAUGUAAAAACGAAGAAAAAGAAUGUGUUGUACAGUUGCUUGAUCAACCUUUACAACAAAUAUAUUUGGUAGUACACAAUGCAAUCAGUCGUCUAGAAGCGAAUGAAGAAAAUAAUAUAUUUUUAAAAACGUUAUCCAAAGUGGUGUCCAUGUUGAGUUAUGUGUUAUGCGCUUUCUGGAAAGAUAAUAAAUUGCAUAAUUUUAACGUUGAAAAAUCAGAAAAAAUACUUUUUUGUUAUGUUGACUUAUUACAAGUUUGUCUGUUUCAUGAUUCAUUGAAUGUCAUUACAAAUAUUAAUCAAGCCUGGUGUAUAUUAUUUAAAAAUCCUGAAAUCAGUAAGAAUAUUUUACUAAAACAAAAUUACAUUCCAAAAUGGUUUAUGUUAGUGUCAAAAAAAUUAAUUAAGAUAGAUUACAAAAACUUAGAUCCAUUCACCUUACUUGAUUUUACAGAUGAAGAAAGCUAUAACACUGUUUUUUAUCACACCCGAUCGGAAAUUGUUGAAACAAUCAGAUGUGCUUCUGCUAUUGAAAAUACUAUGAUGUUUUCAGUUACAGAAAACUUACUUAAGACGUGCAUGGAAAAAACAUCAAUAAGAAUGAAAGUGGUUCCUUUAUGUGAACAAGAUUCAGCUGAGUUUCUAGAAUGGGAAGUAAUGGUGUUAAUAUUAGAUGGUGUCAUGAGUAAAUUAUCUUUAACUCUGGAUUCUGAAAUCGUUACUAGAGGUUUGAGGCUAAUUGAAUUGUGUUUACAAUUUGAUACGAGAGAUCCAUUAAUAUUGUCAUUCCUUCUUUCGUCUAUAUCUGCAUUGUUUGUGUUUCUAACUUCAACAUCUUGGCCUUCAGAAUAUCUUCAUGUUACACUUAAUAAAAUGUGUGAAUAUCUAAUACUUGAGUGUCAUCCGGAUGAUCAAUUGUGUGUUCCAAUCAAAGAUUUGAAAUUUCAUUCUGCUUCUUUGUUCAUAAAACUAAGUAUUAAAUAUCCAAAUCUCUUGCUGCCAGUUUUUGAUAAGUUGUGUUCGUUAAGUGAUCAACUUUUAUCAAAAACCAGUAAAACUGGUGAUAAUCUCGCAGUAUGUUUACGUUUGCAAGAAACACUUUUAGUGCUAAAUAAUCAUGUGCCAGAUUUUUAUAAGCAAACUCAACUAAUUAAACACAUUUUAGAACCUUGUCAAUUAAUGUGGCAAAAAGUACAAAGUAUUGUAUCUGGGCCACCUGAAGGAUUAUUAGCAUAUUUAGGCCUCGACAGGCCGCCAGUUGAUUUUGAAUCUGAUCCGUGUCUGGAAAAUCGAAACCAUCUAUCUCAUUGUAUCAAUGUAUUAGCAUGUGUUAUGGCUAGAAGCAACACAAGUUCAAACUUAUCAAAAAUUCCAAACGUUUCACCAGUUACUGAACAUGUUUUAUUACUUCUUCCAAAUGUGUUUUUAAUAAUAAAAAAUCUUAACUCUUUAUGUUCGGAUAAUGUAAAAAAAAUGAUGCAUCCUAGUUAUACUUCAGUCUUGGAGAUAUUCCCUCAAGAACGAGAGGCCUUACUCGGAAAGAACAUUGUGUCUGAGAAAAAUGACCCGUUUCAGAAUUUUAGACAAAAACCAAAACCUGAUCCGGUGUAUAAGAUAAAACUAGCAAUUUUAAAUGCUUACGAAGGCUGUUUAAAUGUUUUGGGAAAAUCGUGUCUAUUACUUGGAGACCAAUUUUAUGCUCUUCAAAAUUUUGCUCCAAGUUUUGAAGCAACCAUAAUGAGUGAUGCCGAUUCUUUGCCACAUGUACGCAUUAGAACUGUUAUGAAGAAUUUUAUUAAACCUUUCCUCAUCAACUGUUCAAGUAAAUAUUAUGAUACCGUUCUUAUUCCUAUUCUAAAUUCCUUUUUAGCUCAUAUGUUAAUACGCCUGAGCAUUACUUGGAAGAAUAUACCAGAACGUGAAGAAUACGAUAAUAAAGAUGGUGAUUCUGAAGAGCUCUUGGAAGAUAUGAUGAUUAGGUUAUUAACUAGAGAGUAUCUAGAUUUAGUACGAUCAAGUUUAACUAGUUCUAAUGAAUCAAAAACAAGCCCUCAUGGUAGUGUGGAAGAAAUUCCUAAUAGUGAUUUAUCUGAAUUAGGUAUAAAACUAUUACGAAAUGAACAGUCUAGGCACUUGAUUGUCGAAAGUAUUUUAAAUGGUUUGUCGUGGAAUACUUCUAUAAGUCAAUUUUGGAAAACUUGUCAAAUAUUCCAAUGGGAUAAUCGGCCAGUCUCGCAUCCCUGGUGUGAUAGCCAGUCUAGUUUUAAAGCAACGUCCUUAUCUCAAAUUGUUGUAAGACAUUUGGCUACCGAGGAUGAAAGAACUGCUAUGACAAUUGCACCUGACUUGUUGAUAGCCGUUCUAGAAAGUCUUCACUGGUUUGGUCAUCAUGAUUCUAAUAUGGGUCCCCUUUUAGCUACAUGCCUUAACAUAUAUGAAACUUAUCGUAGUAAAAAUAAUCAGUUAUUAGAAGUGUUAAAAAAAUUACCUGAAAUCAACUUGGAAACAUUGGAGCGUUUCGAUAAGUGGGUGAUGAGCGAGGACCCAUUAAACAACAAAGUGAACAAAGGUAAACGAGAAAUGUUAAAGAAGAUAUUGGCCGGCUGUAUUGGAAAAGAUGUGAGCCAAACUCAUAAAUGCAAAGCUGAGCUCAGAGACUUGCCCAGGGUUCUCGUCCCUAAGAUUUGUACAACAGACUUGUUAGAAAAUGGUGAUGACUUGAAUAUAAAUAAAUUACAAGAAUACAAGUUGUAG
Molecule: messenger RNA, 3594 nt
Organism: Macrosiphum euphorbiae (potato aphid)
Lineage: Eukaryota; Metazoa; Arthropoda; Insecta; Hemiptera; Aphididae
Source: the annotation of a GenBank genome assembly